AUGGCAGACGUCGCGUACCUGAAGAGCCUACUCAAGGAGCAUCCCGAUUUCCCCCAGAAGGGGGUAAAUUUUCUCGACCUCUUUCCCUUGUUAAGGAAUCCAACAGCCUUCGAGACGCUCAUAACACGUUUCGUCUACCACCUCACAUCCGAAACGCUAUUCAAGGCACCUUCUAAGAAAAUUGAUGUCGUCGUUGGCCUUGACGCGCGAGGAUUCCUGCUCGGGCCCAUCAUCGCAAUGAGGCUCGGUGCUGCAUUUGUGCCUGUUCGGAAGAGAGGCAAGCUACCCGGCCAAUGCAUACAGGCAUCAUACGAAAAAGAAUAUGGAGUGGAUGUGUUCGAAAUGCAAGCAGACGCAAUCGAAGCUGGCCAGACAGUUGUUAUCGUAGAUGAUCUCAUGGCCACAGGUGGUUCUGCGAAAGCUGCCGGGGAACUAGUUGCGAAGUUGGGCGGAAAGACCCUGGAGUAUCUUUUCGUGAUUGAGCUGACGUUCCUUAAAGGCGGAGACAAGCUUGACGCACCUACUUACUCAGUCGUCAAAGCAGAUGACUGA
Molecule: messenger RNA, 552 nt
Organism: Heterobasidion irregulare TC 32-1
Lineage: Eukaryota; Fungi; Basidiomycota; Agaricomycetes; Russulales; Bondarzewiaceae
Exons: 4
Coding region: 1-552 (183 amino acids)
Biological process (GO): AMP salvage; adenine salvage
Cellular component (GO): cytoplasm
Molecular function (GO): adenine binding; adenine phosphoribosyltransferase activity; AMP binding
Source: RefSeq, a predicted model, not a curated record